This is a messenger RNA of Colletotrichum phormii, 1450 nucleotides long. RefSeq names its product S-adenosyl-L-methionine-dependent methyltransferase. NCBI's taxonomy places the organism in Eukaryota, Fungi, Ascomycota, Sordariomycetes, Glomerellales, Glomerellaceae. The transcript is spliced from 9 exons. The record is from RefSeq and is a predicted model, not a curated record. The coding region runs from base 78 to 1253 and encodes 391 amino acids.
CAUACCUUACUUUUUGACAAAACUUGACCCAGUACUGUGGUUCGGUAAGAUUGACUGUAGCACUCGACACGGCCAACAUGGCCCAUGACAAUAACGCGGCGGUCCUUGACGUGGACGAUGAAGAUCGUUCAGAGGUGGGAAGCAGCCUAGCUUCAUCAAGCACCAGUCUUCGCAAUUCCCUUCUUGAUUACCGUCUCGAGAAUGGCAGGACCUAUCACCGAUACAAAGAUGGCAAAUACAAUCUUCCCAACGACGAGCGAGAAUUGGACAGGCUAGAUCUGCAGCACCAUUUGUGGCUUCUUGCGCUCGAUGAUAGACUUGGAGUUGCCCCGCCUUGCAAGGAAGGUACCAAAGUCGGUCGGGUGCUCGAUGUUGGAACUGGAUCUGGCAUUUGGGCCCUCAACUUUGCUGAUGAGCACCCUGAAGCUGAAGUGUACGGCAUUGACCUGUCGGCGACCCUUCCUGGCUACGUGCCCCCAAAUUGCAAAUUUGAAGUCGACGAUGCUGAGGAAGAGUGGACAUGGACCCGGCCCUUUUCCUACAUCCAUAGCCGAGUCAUGACUUCCAGUAUCGGUGACUGGAAGCUGUAUUUGCAACGUUGUUACGACAAUCUUGAGCCUGGCGGAUGGAUUGAGUUACAGGAGUUCGAUCUCUAUCCGCGAUCAGACGACGGAACUCUCACGCAUGAGCAUUCUCUGAUCAAGUGGUGUGAUCUACUCCUCGAGGCAUCAGAGAAGUUCGGUCGCCCUUAUGUUGAAGUUCCGCCAUUGAAGGACCUUCUCACAGAGGUAGGCUUCGUGGACGUGUCGUUGGAUCUGUACAAGUGGCCUACCAACACUUGGCCGAAAAAUGGGAAAUACAAAGAAAUCGGCUCCUGGCACGGCGAGAAUGUCUCUCGCGGUCUCGAGGGCUUUACAAUGGCGGCUUUGACGCGUGCCCUGGAUUGGACGCGCGAUGAAGUCAACGUCUUCCUUAUUGAUGUACGCAACAACAUCAAGGAUAGAACCAUCCACGCAUGGUGGCCAGCGUACUUCAUCAUCGGGCGUAAACCAGAGAGGGAGUACAGCCCGGCUCCCCCGGCUCCCCUGUCCCCUGAAGCCGCUGCCUCCCCUCCGGCUCAGACUCCGGCACCGGCUGAGACUUCAUCUUCCCCUCCGGCUGAAGCUUCGGCUCCAGCUGAGAAUUUAGCUUCCGCUACAAGCCCGACUUCGGUUCCAAGUCUAGCUCCGGCUCAGAGCCAGACUGCGGCUUAGCUAUGUAAUGUCGAGAGCAACACUGCAAAGCAGACGGCGGAGGAACUAGACUGGCUUCAAUGAUAUCAUGUCGAGUUGAACGAUGUGACGCCCACCUCAGGAACUAGUGAAAAAUUCGCUUUGGUUAGUGGCGGGGGAACGGUCCCUCCCGUGAAUAGCUCAAAAUUGCCCACAAAACCAAAGUUAAAACCCCCUCA